AUGAUAAAGGAUGUCGUACGUCAUCGUACUGAAGCGCACUUCCAGUGCACUUCCGGCCAAGGUGACAUCUCCAAGGACGUGCAGCACGCCUGGGCGUAUUUAGCAAAACUAGGAAGCGUUCCACAUUCUGGUUUGCAGUUCCUUUACCUUGUCGACCUGCCGGCCAGGUUCUUGCGGGCGCAACGGGACCGCGACAACGCAGAGGUUGCAGGGGCUAUUGUUGAGGCCAGAGUCCGUCUUGCUGUAUCGGUUCGCCGCACAUGCUUUGUCUGCAACGCGAAGGCACUGGGACGGGCUCAAGGGCUCAAGGGAGCAGAUGCAAGUUCAGUCCAUUCCGGAAUGUGA
Molecule: messenger RNA, 345 nt
Organism: Symbiodinium natans
Lineage: Eukaryota; Dinophyceae; Suessiales; Symbiodiniaceae
Source: the annotation of a GenBank genome assembly